AUGAGCACCGAUGUGUCGCCGUCGUUCGGGCGGCCCGGUACGGUGCUGCACUACCGACUAAAACGACCAGAUUCUUUGAAAGCUGACGAUGAAGCGCCUGUACUUCCCAUCAUGAUACCAGAGACGACCAUAUACAUGCUAUUUGCGCACCGCCAAUGGCGUGCGGGGAUGCUUCUUGCCGAUGCCAUAUAUGCAGGAUGGGUGCCUGUGGACGACCAGUGGAUACUCGAGCUAGGUGCAGGAACAGGUCUGCCUGCGCUUGCCGUGGCGCUGACAAGACAUCCGCGCAAAGUGGUCGUGACCGACUACGACGAUGCAGCGAUCGUCCAGGCACUGCGUACGAACGCAGCUGAUUGUGCUGCAGCGAACCCCCAGCGGAAAAUGGCUCCGCUGACUGUGGCGGGGCAUACCUGGGGUCAUCGUAUCGAUGAUGUCCUCGACCUGCUGCCCUGCACGCCAACAGAGCCUUCGCCGCAUUUCGACGUGCUUCUGCUAGCCGACUGUGUCUGGGAGCGCUUCUCGCACGAUAUUUUGCUCAAGUCAAUCACGCAUUUACUGGCACGUACACCUGAGGCGCGUAUCUACAUGGUCGCAGGUCUACACACUGGACGAUCGACGCUCGUGCAGUUUUUCCGGCGCGCCCUCGAGGCAGGCCUGCAGCUGGUGCCGCUCCCACACUUGGACCAGUGGCCAAUGCUAAGCACGGACGAGAGCGAGAGUGAUCCCGCGCUGCGUGGCAGUGAGCAUGUGCUCGAGCUCGAAGUCGGCGGUGACUGGGACGACACGGGCGCAUCACAAAGAGAGCCCUGCCUCACUGGCGCGCGACGGGCAUUCCGCACGGCGCGCCCCACGGCCACAGCAGACGACGAGACGAUCCAGCAGCGGAACCACUGGUUGACAGUAUCGUGCUUGGCAUGGGCCGCAAGUACAUGA
Messenger RNA from Malassezia sympodialis ATCC 42132, 933 nucleotides. RefSeq lists its product as uncharacterized. Lineage: Eukaryota; Fungi; Basidiomycota; Malasseziomycetes; Malasseziales; Malasseziaceae. The record is from RefSeq and is a predicted model, not a curated record. Gene Ontology annotation, cellular component: cytoplasm.